GGAGAUGCGGAGGAGGAAGGAAGUCCCUUUAGAAAUUCAUGCUAGAGGUCCUGUGGCGGUUAAGGCCUAUAACGACGCCCUCAAAGACGGAGAGGCAUCUGUAAACAGAAUACCAGUAAUCUUGGUCGGACAAGAGCGAACAGGAAAAACUAGUCUAAAGAGAUCUUUAAAAGGAGAGCUUUUCGACAAAUUUGAAGAAAGUACGGAUGGAAUUCAGGCAGAUACUGGAUAUUUCAAAGUCUCUAAAGAAAUUUGGAAGACCGGGAAAAAAAUUGAAGAUGCGGGUCCUGAAUCAAGUAUCUCGUUUGAAAACCUUGCAGCAGCUAAGUUGAUUCUUGAACGGUUAAGGCGAGAAAAUUUGAGUUCACAGGAUGUUCCACAACAAAGUAAAAACGCCACUCAUCUCGAUACCGAAAAAACCAGCAGAGAUACGGCAUCAUCUACUUCGAGUCAGCCAAAUGGAAACGAUGACAGUCCCUUCGACAUGCCAGAAAUACCUGAAGAAGUACUUCAUGAGCUAACCAAACUGCUGCAGAGGGAGAGAGAUGUUUCCGACAUUAAUGAUAUCUAUUCAAUCUUGUGGGACUUUGCUGGGCAAUCAGUCUACUACGACACCCAUCCAAUUUUCCUGAUUGAGAAUGCUAUCUAUCUUUUGGUAGCCAAUCUGAGCCAUAAUCCUGAAGAGAAGGCAACUCCACCUGUGAAGAAAGGAUUGUACAGGAAUAUCGUAGACUCUCACAGCAACAAAACAAACCUUGACUUCCUUGACUUUUGGAUGUCAUCAAUUUUUUCACUGGCGAGCCCAGAAUCCAGCUGCUCAGAUUCAGCCACAAAUGGUCAAGAGAAUUUACCCGGAAGACUUCCCCCAGUGUUUUUGGUUUGCACCCAUGCCGACAAGCCCUUCUACAGGACUAACGCUAGAGAUCAAGCGCUUGAAAUAUAUGGGUUUUUACGAAGCAAAGCAUACAGGGAGCACCUUUUCAAGGACGUUUUCGCCGUGGAUAAUACCAAAUCAGGAGGUGACCACGAGUGCCUAGAGGUCGUGCGCCUGAGAGAGAAAGUACUUGCUGUAGCAAAGGAGUUCCCACUGAUGAAAACAAAAAUACCAUUGAGGUGGUUGAAGUAUGAAAACUUGCUUCACAUCCGUAUGGAGCAUGACAAGUGGAUACCGCUGAAUGAAGCCAGGCGCAUUGCAUUUGACGAGUGCAUUAUUCAUAACGAGGCAGAAUUCUCGACCUUGUUGAAUUUCCUGCAUGAUCAGAGAAUUGUUGUUCAUUUCAGUGGCUCCCCAGAGCUGGAGAGGAUGGUGAUCUUAGAUCCCCAGUGGCUUGUCGACGUUCUCAAGAAGAUUAUCACUGUAAAGCGGUAUGAACACUCUGAAAAACAAGUAGAGUCCAUGUGGUUAAAGCUUGAAGACACAGGGGUCUUAGAUGAAAGGCUUAUCGACCAUGCAUGGAGAGACUUGUUUGACAACCAAGAAUCCCGCGACAGCCUCAUUGCAAUCUUGGAAAGAUUGAGUCUUCUUUGUUCUUGGCCGUCCGCUGAUUCUAACAAGCAAUAUCUUGUGCCAUCCAUGUUGAUGUCACCCCCAACGAAGGAUGUCCUGAGGCUUCUCGCCUCCGCAAAAAUGCCAUCACUUUUUAUCACAUUCGCGUCAGGUCGAGUGCCCCCUGGUCUCUUCUCCCGACUUAUCCUUCUUUUCCUCCAAUGGUGCAAAGAAGAAUGGAAGAGCGAAGUGAGCCCACAGUUGUUUCAUAAUUUUGCCAUGUUUUAUAUUCUUCCAGGCCAAGGUGUGUCCUUGAUUUUUCGGUGCCAUUCCUCGUCGAUCGAAAUCGUCGUUUACAGUGGAGACAUCGACAACGAGACAGGAGCAAAGUCUUCUUAUGAAAACUAUGACCAAACUCUAGGCCGUGCUAUUCACUGGAAAUUGAGAUUGGUACUGGAAUGCAUGCGCAAAGAGUUCCACUGGCUCAAGAACGUGAAUUACGAUAUGUGUGUCUGCUGCCCAGUAUGUUCUCAAGCAGGCUCUAUCAAAUGUCGCGCUCAUGACGUGUAUGGAUGUGAGUGUCUACACUUCUUGUCAGAAUCUGAUUUGAGACAGCGUCAAUAUUGUGACAGACCAGGACGCAGCCUUCUUGGGGAUUGCAGGAUUCGGGUCAACCAGUUUGAAUGUUGGUUCUCAUUCGAAGACGUAGAGAAAAGUGCUGGAAUUUCAACGAAUCGGGUAAGUUAAGUUAAUAAUCUAGAG
Pocillopora verrucosa is the source of this 2248-nucleotide messenger RNA. Lineage: Eukaryota; Metazoa; Cnidaria; Anthozoa; Scleractinia; Pocilloporidae. The record is from RefSeq and is a predicted model, not a curated record.